Rotaria socialis is the source of this 2292-nucleotide messenger RNA. NCBI's taxonomy places the organism in Eukaryota, Metazoa, Rotifera, Eurotatoria, Philodinida, Philodinidae. The record is from the annotation of a GenBank genome assembly.
AUGACCGCUGGUUCUAUUUCAACUCCAUAUAUAAUCCCAUUGCGUGUUGGACAAACUCAAAAAUUUUUAAUUGACACAAACACAUUGAUUGAAAUACGUAGUGAUACACACGAUGUAGAUAUUUAUUAUACAUUAGAUGGUUCUAAACCAGAUGCAUUUAUAACCUUAACAGCACGACGUGCGACUAUCGCAUAUAAAAAACCAUUUUAUAUUCCACGAGAGAGAGCGUCUGCAGGCAAAGUAACAAUUAAAGCUAUUGCUGUAUCACGUGAUGGCAUUCGAGAAAGUAAUGUUGUAACAAAAGUAUUUGAUGUUAAAAUUGUUCCAACAGAUCAUGUACGAUCGGACGAAUACGAAAAUAGAUAUCUACAUGAACUACAACAAGAACGACAGGAUUUGAUGGCACAAAUUCAAAAUGAAAAUGAACGAAUGCAUCAAAAUUUAUCUGAAUCAUUGCGUCGUUCAGCAAUAGAUUCAUUCGUACAAGAAAAUCCAUCUCCUUAUCGACACCCAUACCCCUCAACACCAUCAACUCAUCUUCCACAGCAAGCCAAUGUUUUAAGAUGUGCACAUUGCUAUGCACCGAAAACCACUGAUUCAUAUACAAGAUUUUGCACAGAAUGUGGUUUACCAUGGCAAAAACUAACCAACAAUCCACCGGAGCCUAAUUCAACUAAAAUAUGUUCAAAUUGUAAAUCUACAAUUCCGUUUAAUUCUAAUUCAUGUGUUGUAUGCGAAACACGAGCGCCAAUAGAGCCACAACAGCGUCCGACGAGCAAAACUCAGGCAACAGUUUUAUGUCCACACUGUAAAUUAGCGAAUCCAACACAUUUACGAACAUGUUAUAUUUGCGAAUGUGCAUUACUACCAACAACGACACCACCGGAAAAACGAAGUGUAGUGUCCGUUCCAACAAUACCGAAACCAGCAGAGAAUAGAACAAUGAUGACUUGUUCGAAAUGUUUGCGUUUGAAUAACCCGGAAGCUCGUUUUUGUGAUUGGUGUGGUGCAUAUCCGGAGCAGCCGCUUACGCCAGUACAAUGUACUAAAUGCCACGCUAAUAAUGAUCCAUGUGCAAAAUUUUGUUCAACAUGCGGAUGCGUUAUUGAACCUCCAUUGCGCAUUGUUGAUACACGUCUUAGAAAUGAUUCAAAUCUUUCAUCUUCGUCAAUGAUUGCGAGUACGUUAACACGUCAGUCGGCUAGUCCAGUAUGGCUUAAUGCAAGUACAGCAUUGACUCGUUAUCAGCAGCCGUCAUCGACGAGAAAACAUGAGGCUGCAACGCAGACCUAUGGCAUUUAUUAUCCAAGUGCAAAAGAUAUCGACCUGAUAAUUACACAAAAUAAAAAACUAUUAGAUGAACAAGAAUUGAAAGAAUAUCGUCCCGUAUUAACAUCGACUAGUCCUGGAAAGGGAUAUUGGCGACAACAAUUAGAUCAUGUUGCAGCGCAUCUAAGAGCCUAUGCAGUCAAUCAGCCAGAUUUUCAAGCAUUGAUUGGCGAACCUCGUUUGGGUAAAAUGAUUCAUGCAACUGUUCAUGAAAAUGAAUAUCAAGUAACUGUUCAAGCAGUAUUUCAAAAGCCACAAAAUCUCGCUCAAUCAGCCUUCUUUCACAAUGAAACAAAUGAUUAUGAUCCAACGCGCACUGGAAGAAGUUCAGCGUUUUCAAAUUCCUUUGAUUCUGACAGCGAAUAUUCGAGAGAACAACCACACAAAACAAAAGUUAAACAUCAUGGCAAAAAACGACCAAAAUCAGCUAAUCUGCCUAAAACUGAUAGUCCAAAAUAUGCAUUAAUCGAGCUGCUUGAGAAAAAAAGUAGUGAAUACAAUAAAAAAUCAUCACAUAGAAUUGACGUAUUGGACGAAGUGCAACGAUUACUGAAUAAAAAUGCGAAUCCCAAUACGAAAAAUAAGGAUGGUUAUAGUGCUCUACAUUUGGCUGUGAUAAAUGGACAUCAUGAAUGUAUAGAAACACUUAUCAAAGAUGGAGGAGCUAAAAUAGACCAAAGAGGGCCACGAGGCAAUACAGCAUUACAUGAAUGUUGCUUAUUGGAAGCUGAUGGCGCGGAACCAUUAAGAAUUCUUCUCAAGCAUGGAGGCGAUCCAGCAUGGUUGAACGAUAAAAAGGAAAGUGUGGUUGACCUAGCAACAAGAAAAAAUCAUCAAGAAUUACUGCAAGUUUUUGUAAAGUAUCAUGGUGAUAAAAUGAUUCAAGAACAAACGAAAAGCUAUUACGAUGAUCGUGCUCGAACAAAACCUGUUUAUGGUUAUCGUUCAUCAGAAAAAUCGUAA